AGGACCACAACUAAGGGAGGAACCUAAAAACUGUUGACUGUAUGCGGUGGCGAAUAGGGUAAUGGGAAAGAAUGGGAAGGAGAAGCAGAGACACUCGCGGAAGCCUCCUCGCGGCGGAGGAGCUUCUUACUAUUCCCAACAGGACGAAGAAGAAGAAGACGACGACUACCCCUAUAAUGGUAAUGAGCAACAACUUUCCACUAUCUCUAAAGAAGAAGAAGAAGAAGAAGAAGAAGAAGAAGAAAACGAAGACGAAAAUGAUAUAAACUCACCAAUGGAUGUUCCAUCGAAGUUUCUUCUCUAUCAGCAGUCUGUGCAGUCACCGAAAGGAGAUAUAAGCUACAUGCUGAAGUUCUUUCUGAUGUAUGUGGGUGGAAGGCUGCCUCUCCAUCUACAGGAAGAUUUUUGUGGGACUGCUCUUCUUAGUACGGAAUGGCUCCGUGGGGACCCACGACGGACUGCUGUUGGACUUGAUUUGGACAUUGACGCCCUAAAUUGGUGCAUGGAAAACAAUGUAAAGAAAGUUGGGGCUGAUGGAUUUUCUAGAAUAUCCCUGCUUCAUGGGAAUGUAUUGCACCCACUUGAGGCCACGCUACUCAAAUUCGAGCCUGAAAACCUCAUCAGAAAUAUCUCAUUGGAAGGUAUUGAAGGUGAUCCAGAGACUGUCCCAUUGGAAUCUGCAAUGCAUGUUUACCCCAGCACUUCUACUGAUGAUAGAUGCAUGAAUAACUUCCCACUACGUGCAAGAGACAUUGUGUGCGCUUUCAACUACAGUAGUUGUUGUCUCCAUAGACGUGGAGACCUGAUUUUGUAUUUCAAGCAUGUCCUUAAUGCCUUGUCCAAGAAAGGUGGUAUAUUUGUGAUGGAUCUAUAUGGUGGUACAUCAUCAGAGUGCAAGCUAAAGCUUCAAAGGAGGUUUCCGCACUUCACGUAUAUCUGGGAGCAAGCUGAAUUUGACAUCAUCCAGCGCAGGACAAGAAUUAGCCUCCAUUACCAUCUUCAAAAGCAGCAGAAGAGACUUCGCCAUGCAUUUUCAUACAGCUGGAGACUGUGGUCAUUGCCCGAGAUCAAAGACUGCUUAGAAGAGGUGGGAUUUCAAUCUGUCCAUUUUUGGAUACAGCAGAUGCCAGACACCAAAGAAAACAGGAGUGCGGAGGGCUUUGGCAUUGGACGAGAAGUGAAAUAUGAAGAGGUUACAAGUUUCCAACAACAGGAUGCAUGGAAUGCAUAUAUUGUGGGUGUUGCAAAGAAAUUCCCCACUUCCACCUCGUGAUAUUUGAUGCCGUGGUAUAUUAAUUGUGACUGCAGAAGAUUAUGCAACUGCGAGCUGCCAUUGUGGAAUUGAACUUUGAUACCUUCUAUGAGUUAAUAGUCUUCUGUAGUUGGCCUGUAGGUGUCAAAACUCCAUGUUCUUGAUGGUGCCAUUUUAACCAAACCCUUCAGUCCUUCACUAAAUUAUUCCAAAUUAGUCCAACCUGUAGUAAACUGGAAUUUAACUUAACUCAUUAUGGUUUCAUUUGCUCUGUUGCAGGCCAGAACAAUCUUAAUUCUGUGUUGGCAUUUUUAUCUGCUAGAUAUAGAAAUGAACACGUUCUUUUGAGAUCACCAUGUUGGGCACCUUGCAUAGUUGCAUCCAUGUUGGAUGAUAGAACCCUUGCCAGUGAUCUUCAUAUAUUGUAUGCUCAUCUAUAAGAAAGCUUUGUACUCUAUUGAUUUCA
Molecule: messenger RNA, 1718 nt
Organism: Malania oleifera
Lineage: Eukaryota; Viridiplantae; Streptophyta; Magnoliopsida; Santalales; Ximeniaceae
Exons: 5
Coding region: 62-1273 (403 amino acids)
Source: RefSeq, a predicted model, not a curated record